AUGGGGGUGUGGUUGGCGGAGCUGCUAGUAGCCGAAAAGCAGAGGGCGAAUUUGUUGGUGGAAAAGGUGUCGUUUAACGGUGUGGAUGUUGUGUACAGCCGGGAAGCUGCAGCAGCUCCACCCCCACCAGCUGGGGCUGGGGCGGGACCCCCUCCUGCCAGUGGACGGGCUUCCUACAGAGGUGGGGCAAAGGAGCCCCGGCCUGGGAUGGCGGGAGAAGUACCUCGGCCACCCAUCGAGGAGAUAGCAUCUAUGUCCAUAGGCACUGGAGAUGCUAGCGAGGUGGGAAGGAAGCGAUCUGACUUCCGUUACACUGAUCUGAACACAAGGCCAGCACACAUAGCUGAUAAGAAGGGAACCUCGGGCCGCCCCAUGCCUGUUUUGGCAAAUUUCUUCCGCCUGGAGACUGCGCCGGAUUGGAUGUUGUAUCAGUAUCAUGUGGACUUCAAUCCAACCAUUGACUCCAGGAGGUUGAAGAAUGCAUUGUUAAUGUCACAUAUUGAAAGUCUGCUUGGAAAUACUCGGGCUUUUGAUGGCAUGAUUUUGUACUUGCCCAGGAAACUACCACAACAGACAACUGAAGUUUACUCCAACAGGAAUUAUGACAGUGCACAGAUCCGUAUUACGAUCACGCUUACGAACGAGCUGCCACCAACAUCACCACAGUUUAUUCAAGUGGCCAACAUUCUCUUUCGCAAGUACCUCUCCAUGAUCAAUAUGAAACAAAUCGGAAGGCAUUACUUCAACCCAACAUUGUCUAUAGACAUUCCCAGGCACAAGUACAACAACAAAACUUACAGAGUGGAUGAUAUCGAUUGGGACAAGAAUCCUCUGGACACCUUCAAGAUGAGCGACGGCUCCCAAAUCACAUACAAGGAGUAUUACAAGAAGUCUUAUGAGAUCACAGUCACAGAUGACAAACAGCCACUGCUGGUCUCCAAACCAAAGAAAAGUGACAUCCGACGAGGCCAGACAGAACCAAUCUACCUUCUGCCUGAACUGUGUACACUGACUGGCCUGUCUGAAGAAGUUCGGGCAGACUUUAACGUGAUGAAGGACGUGGCAACCCACACAUGCAUUGGGCCAGAGGGCAGGAGUAAACAGUUGACAGCAUUCAUCAACCAGCUGAAUGCUGAACCAAAGAUAGCAGAAGAUAUGCGUGGAUGGAAACUGCGCUUCCAGCCACAGUUGUUGCCGAUACAAGCUAGGGUUGUUCCUCAGGAGAAAAUUCGACAAGGCAGGGAUGCUGAGGUUCACUACAAGCAAGAGGAUGCUGAUUGGUCAAGGGAUAUGCGAGGCAAGCAUUUGCUCGUACCGGUCAGCCUGGAAAACUGGGUAGUCCUGUCCACUCAGAGAGACUCUCCAUUGGCACAAGACCUGGUGCAGACUCUAGGCAGGGUUGGACCACCCAUGGGCAUGAACUUCAGCAAACCUCUCAUGUGUCAGCUUCAGAAUGACCGCAAUGAGACCUACCUUCAGUAUUUACGACAGAAUAUCACUGAGCAUACACAGAUGGUGAUAUGUCUCUGUCCCAACAACAAGAAAGACAGAUACGAUGCCAUCAAGAAGUUUUGCUGUGUUGAACACCCAGUACCAAGCCAGGUAGUAGUUGCACGGACUGUGAGCAAGAAGCAGAUGCUGAUGUCUGUGGCGACCAAGAUCGCCAUUCAGCUGAACUGCAAACUUGGAGGUGAAGUUUGGGCAGUGGAAAUCCCGCUGAAUUACACGAUGGUCGUUGGUAUUGACACCUAUUAUGACUCCGCCAGGAAAGGUCGUUCUGUUGCUGGUGUAGUAGCCAGUGUGAACAAGAAUCUGACCAGGUAUUACAGCAAAUGUACCUUCCAAUUCUCCCACCAGGAGUUGAUAGAUGGGCUUCGGACAUCCUUUACAGGGGCGUUCAAGAAGUUCCAUGAAGUGAACAACACACUGCCUGAGAAGAUCAUCGUGUACCGAGAUGGUGUGGGAGACGGACAGCUGCCGGCUGUGUAUGAGCACGAAGUGCCACAGAUGAUACAGGCCAUCUAGAAGAGUGGAAGCGCUGAAUAUGAGGAACAAUCCGAGUGCCGGCUCCAUGUCAGUAUGCCCAUAAGCUGGCUUUCCUUGUUGGUCAGUCUCUUCAUAAGGAUCCAUCUCCAUCGCUGUCAGACAAGCUUUUCUUCCUCUGAGGAUGA
Messenger RNA from Haliotis rufescens (red abalone), 2171 nucleotides. Its product is annotated as piwi-like protein 1. Lineage: Eukaryota; Metazoa; Mollusca; Gastropoda; Lepetellida; Haliotidae. Gene Ontology annotation, cellular component: P granule. Bases 1 to 2025 code for a protein of 674 amino acids. The record is from RefSeq and is a predicted model, not a curated record. Gene Ontology annotation, molecular function: protein binding; piRNA binding. Gene Ontology annotation, biological process: regulatory ncRNA-mediated gene silencing. The transcript is spliced from 16 exons.